GGAGAAAUAUAUAUAAGGAGAGGAGUUACAUAGAACUUGUAACAUACCAUGGAGCAUUUAAUGUUGGUCAUCCAUAAUAAUAGUAAUAUUUUCAUAACAUAAUAUUCUUACUUGUUCUUUUAAAGUACUAAACUAAUUGUUGCUUUGUUAGAAAAAAAAUGAAGACAAUAAAGGAUCCAUCCUCUCUUCUCUGCCUAUGUCACAUCUAGGGUUGUUAAUGAACCAAGCCGCUCAUGAAUGGCUCGUUGUGCGACUCGAGAAAAACUCGUUCGACACUCGAUUCGUUUUAAUCGAGCCGACUCGCAAACAAGCUCGUUAACUAAACGAGCCAAACUCGAGCCAUACCAUGUUCAGCUCGAAAGCUCGCGAACAAGCUCAUUUGAUGGUUUGGCAUAAAAAAGAAUUAGAAAUCAUGGAUUUUAUGUAUUGAAAUAGGAUAAAUAUUGUGUUUUACUUUGCUACAGGUUUGAAUGUAAUUUUGUGCGCAAAUUUAGGUCAAUCUUGAUCUAUCAUGAACAUUUUAUGAGCUGAACUCGAUUUUAGGCUCGUUAAGCUUAUUUGAGGAGUCAAGCUUGAGCUCGAGCUUUCAUUUUCAUAAACGAGCCGAGCUCGAGCUUGCAUAUUAAAAUUCGUGACGAACACGAGCCGAGCUCGAACCUGAAAAUAUAUUAACCAACCGAGCCCGAAUUAUGGCAAAGCUUGGCUCAUUAACAGACCUAGUCACAUCUAUUGGUCUACUGAUUUCAUCAUCACCAUUAAACCCAAAGCAAUAAUUAUUCGUCGUGUCCAACUUAAAUGACAAUAAAGAAUCCCACCCAAUCCCAUACCAUUCCAUCCCCCAACCCUCCCCAAAAUAAUGGCCAUGGAUCGGUCGGACCAUGUCGAUCAACUUGUCAAUUCAUUUCACCACCUCUGACUGCGGUCUAUCUACGGCUUCCUAACUAUAAACACAGCCUCCAUAUCAAAGAGAUAACGCGACUUGUGUGGUUACUAGUUAUUUAAUCAUCCUCCACGCCGGGAAAAACAGGGAAGCUAGCUAGCAGCUUCAAAGAGAUGGACCAACCUGCGCAGAUCCAACUUCAAGUCCUCAGGGAUCAACAUCAUAAUGAAGCCAAUAAAGAAGAGACGAUGAAACAGAGCAGCAAAACAGGGCACUGGUGGUGGUGGGUCAAAGUCUCACUCUACACUCUCAGUGUGCUACUGGGACAAUCCGUCGCCGUUCUACUGGGAAGGCUCUAUUUUCUGAAAGGAGGGAGCAGCAACUGGCUCUCCUCCGUCGUCCAAGUCGGCGGCUUCCCCAUCCUCAUCCCCUUCUACCUCCUCACCACCACAACACCAACAAAAGCCGCCGCCGGUGGUGUGGAUCACGAUCACGACGACCAAGGCGCAAAACCACCUCUUCCGUCUCCCCACACUCUGACCGCGAUCUACGCGCUCCUCGGCCUGGUCGUAGGAUUCGACUGCUGGCUCUACUCCGUGGGGCUGCAAAACCUUCCGGUGUCAACUUACACGCUCCUCUCUGCUUCCCAGCUAGCCUUCAACUCGUUCUUCUCAUACUUCAUCAACGGCCAGAAGUUCACCCCUUUCGUCGUCAAUUCGCUAGUUCUCCUCACGAUUUCCUCCGUCUUGCUCGUAUUCAACAACGACGACGACGACGAUUCGUCCGCGGCGGGGCCCACCUCGAGAGUCAAGUACGUCACCGGGUUCCUCUGUACCUUGGCAGCAUCGGCUCUGUUCGGCUUGCUGAUGUCUGCCACGCAGUAUGUGUUCACUAGUGUGAUCAAACGGCGGACUUUUAAGUAUGUGAUGGACAUGAUCAUCUAUCAGAAUCUUUUUGCGAGCUUGGUCACUGCUGUGGGACUUUUCGCUAGCGGGGAGUGGAAGGGCAUAGGAAGGGAGAUGGAGGGCUAUGGGUUGGGGACGACGUCGUAUUUGAUGACCUUGAUUUGGAUCGCGGUGUUCUGGCAGGUGUUUUCGAUUGGAGCGGUGGGCUUGAUCUUCGAGGUGUCUGCUCUGUUCUCUAAUUCGAUAAGCGUCGUGGGACUGCCCGUUGUUCCAAUUGCGGCGAUCUUCUUUUUCCAUGAUAAGAUGAGCGGAGUCAAAGGGGUUUCCAUGGUUUUGGCGAUCUGGGGAUUCGUUUCGUAUGUGUAUCAGUUCUAUGUGGAUGAUCGAAUUUCUAAAGUUGCUAAGAAGGCAGUUGAUGAGAGCUCUCCUCGGAGUUCCUGAUUGAGGAUAAUCCAACAAAAGUCUCGCAUCCAUCACUAGCUAGUUAAUCUACUUAUUUGUAGUUUGGCAAACAUGUAAUGCAUGUAGAAUUCAGAUAUUUUAUAGGUGAAGGAGUGAGAACUCAUGUAAUAUUAGAAUUUAGAACAUAUUGUUUGACUUUGAUCUAUUGUAAACCCACAUAAAUUAUCAUGAAAUUUGAAGUGUUUUGAUAUACUCUAAAUCAAAAGCAUGGAUAUAUCAAUAUUAUGAUAUUUGUCCUCAAAUUAAAAAAUUAAAAUUUGAGAUUAGCAAAUAAAUAAUUAGCUGUCAAAUGAAAUAGGGUUAAUAGCAGUUUGUACCCCUUUACUUUUACAAAUUAACAAACGUACCCUUCUAAUAAAAUUUUGCACAGACG
Messenger RNA from Linum trigynum, 2620 nucleotides. The record is from the annotation of a GenBank genome assembly. NCBI's taxonomy places the organism in Eukaryota, Viridiplantae, Streptophyta, Magnoliopsida, Malpighiales, Linaceae.